This is a messenger RNA of Aspergillus niger, 4119 nucleotides long. RefSeq lists its product as uncharacterized. The transcript has 8 exons. The coding region runs from base 1 to 4119 and encodes 1372 amino acids. Gene Ontology annotation, molecular function: double-stranded DNA binding; protein binding. Gene Ontology annotation, cellular component: SMC loading complex; chromatin. Gene Ontology annotation, biological process: maintenance of mitotic sister chromatid cohesion; mitotic sister chromatid cohesion. Lineage: Eukaryota; Fungi; Ascomycota; Eurotiomycetes; Eurotiales; Aspergillaceae. The record is from RefSeq and is a predicted model, not a curated record.
AUGAGGUCAGAUCUGCCGGUUGAUAUGGGAUCUAGUUUCCGCCGUGCUGGGGAACGAUUGAGGUCCAUCGCAAAGAUGAAUCGCUGGGCGAAAACCCAGUAUGAAGGGAAAGUCGGCGAUACAGACACUAUCACCAACUGCUAUCUCCUCGCGCUACCGACCGAGCUGCUCCUAGAAAUUAUUUCUCACCUGUCGGUGCUGCCCGAAGCAUGUCUGGCGCUGACCUGUAAACGCCUCUACUCGAUAUGCGGUGCUACCCUGGGUGCCAAACCCCUCCAUUUCAGUCGAGACUUCGCACCACUUUUCCACCACUAUCGCAAUGGACACAAUUUCGUCACCCCACGCUGGCAAUUCAUAAACUUGCUGGAAGAUAACAGGUGGCGGGCAUGUUCUCGAUGCUUGAAGCUCCAUCCGAGGAGCUUCUUUCCCGCACGAGAGCUGAAACGAAAGUCCGAGGAUAGGUCAUGCAACCUAGGGAGUUCGGCAGGCAUAGUAGACCUAUGUCCUUGCAAGAAACUGACUUUCCAGGAUAAGAUGGAACUUGUUGAACUUUUGAGAGUACGAAGGAAAACCAUAACGGACCUGGCGGUCCAAUUUGGAUCCGGGAUGAAACAGCAGCGUUUCUGCUGGCAUAGUUGCACUGAGGACUACGGAUCAACACAGCUGGAUAUUGAGAUCUAUCCUGAGCUGGACGACGAAGACCAGUUGAAGAUUAAGACAGAGUACCGCUUGCGCACGGGUUCCGGCCAGCUCGGCAAGGAAGAGCACAUGACGCCGCGCUUUGGUUGUGCUCACCGGUCGGUUGACUUAUGGCUUUCGAGUGUAUGCCAGACCACUCUCUGUCGCCUUUAUGACAACCACUGCGCAUCCUGCAAGCGAAUAUCCGUAUGUAAUACGUGCAAUGCCUCACUGAGGUGUCCUCGCAAACAACCAUGUCGAGUCGACGAGGAAACGGGACAAGCAACAUACCACUUUUAUACUGAAAGGUGCCUUGGUGGACCGGGGCCUGUCCCAGAUCAGACAUGGGCCGCGCAACGAAUCCAUCCUGCGGAGAAUUUAAUCGAUGUCGCAAAUUGCAGUGAGCUAUGCCCGUGGACGAUCCGAGAACAUCCACCUCUGGAAGAAGCACCGUCUUUGGAUAUGAAUAUCCUCAACCCCGCUAUACAGGAUCAGUCGAUGAAUCAGCUGUAUACCUCGAUCAAGAGAGGGUUUUACGGCAAGACCCGGUCCAAUGCACAUGAUAUAAUGCUCCGUAUGCAGCUUCGAAAGAAUCCAUAUUCUAGACUUCUAGAUGAUGCGGGUUGUUCCGUCGAAGAACAGGGAGCUUCUCCCUACAUUCCCUUAUUGUCAUGCAGCAAGGAUAGCAAUCAAUCAGCCAACAGAGUGCAGUGGAUUGAUGAGCAUUGUCUGCGUCCUGGGGCGAUGAGCUACCCACCACCCCAUAACGGCCCAUAUCCUUCGCAGUACAUGCAGCAACCCCCCAAUCUGCCGCAUCACCAGCAGACCAUCCACCCGCAGCAGCUACUGUACAACAGCAAUGUCAAUACGAGCGCUUCGCCAUAUCAAUAUGGGAAGCCGGUGGUCUAUCCCCAGGUCAUGAUCCCGGCGUAUCCUGCUUACGCGCAGACGUAUAACCCGCAGCCGCCGCAACAACAGCAACCUCCACCACCACCACCUCAACAGCCUCCACCCCAGCAGCAGCCGCAACAGCAAUAUGUGAAUCCGUCGGAUCUAUUCAACCCACCACCGCUUGCUUCUACCUCGCCUCCUCAGUUCACCAAUAGUCCGUCCCAAUAUGCUGCACAACCAGCGGUGUCUGUUGCAGGCAACAGCCGCUCCCCAGUCCUCCCUACUUCUACCCCCGCCCGAUCCACGUACUAUUCCGCCCCGAGUCCAAAUCAAGCGAAUCAAACUCCCAACAAUUACCCUCAACCUACAUCUACUACGCCUUCAGUCCAAGUGCCACCUCCCGCUGCUGCGGCUGUGGCUGCGACUGCGUCUCCUGCCCCUGCUCCUGCUGCCAAACCAGUUGCUGCCAACCCUGUCCCCGUUAAGCCAGCCGCCGCCAAACCUGUCGCUCAGACUCCUCCAGCACCGUCCCCUAAGCCUGUCCAGGUGUUAAUCCCAGCUCCUACCCCAGAAGUGCAGCAGAAAGUUCAGCGCCCACCCAUCAAGAAGCAAGCGCAGCGACAAACUGGCCAAAAACCGACCCAAAAAUCAGCAGGCACGCCGAUCGACUAUCAAGUAUUGCUGUUGGCCAUGGCUGAUGAGUAUCUGAAUGCUGCUCACAGUCAUGGCACGUUGGUAGCCUUGUUAAGGCGGGAGAUGGAGAUGGACGAAUAUUACAAAUUAGUUGCUACAGGUCUUGGUUGCUUGGAAGCCGUUCUCAAGAACUGGCGACUUCAGCCCCGUGUUGAAGCUCUAGUCCGAUUACGUUAUGCCCGUAUAUUGUUUGAGGAAACAGACAACGACCUUGAAGCGGAGACAGCAUUGAGCAAGGGUAUUGACCUUUGCGAAAGGAAUCGGAUGCUUGAUUUGAAAUAUAGCAUGCAACAUCUGUUGGCGCGAAUGCUGUAUAAGACGAAUCCAAAGGCCUCACUGAAAGCUGUUGAUGGGAUGAUACAAGAUGUCGAAGCGUAUCGCCACUCCGCCUGGGAAUACGCUUUUCGUUUUCUUCGGGUGUCCCUUUCACUUUCCUCAUCGGCCCAUCAAGAUUCUGUGUCGGCACUACAGCACCUUCACAAGAUUGCCACCAUGGCUAGCCGCAAUGGUGAUAGGGCUGUCUCAGCCAUGUCUGCGAUAAUCGAAGCUCUCGCGCACCUCCAGCAAGGAUCCGGGUUUGACUCCGUCGAGCAAGCCCAGCGUGCGGUAGCCGUAGCGCGGAGUCACCAACUCAAUGAUGAACUCCGGCAUAUCCCACAGCUAACGACUUUAGUCCAAAUUGUCGAUAUUUGCUGCAGUCUACUCGAAUACGACAUCAAUCAAUCAUCGCAAAAGCUGAAGGUGCUGCAAGAUUUGAUGGACGAACGCUUGAAUGACUCGAAUUGGCGCAGCGAUGGAUCAUUCUCAAUCCCAUUGAAUGGCAAGUCGGCCGGUCCGUCUUCCAUCGACACCGGGGACAUCCUCCAGGUCCAGAGCGGCACGCUGCUGUUAAGCUUCAAUUGGCUACCCCAGCACGACCUUUAUGCGCUCUGCUACUUCCUUAGUUCGAUCACACUGAGCUGCAAAAACUCAUAUGAUGGACGCAAGGCAGAGAAGUUCUUGCAGGAGGGCACUCGAAGUUUCAAGGCGCCACAAGAGAUCACAGAAUCGGUGGUCAGUGCGAAUAGACGCGUUCAGUGGCGCAGGCUUCUCUAUUGCAACCUGCUCGUCCAGCAGGUUUUUCUUGCAUGCGGUCGCACAGAUUGGGAGCUUGCCAACAAGACAUUGAAGGAACUUCGAGAAGAAGGCCAGGAACUUGGCGACCAGCUCCCAGAUACCGUCGAGUGCCUAAUGGAGUAUGCCACCGGUGCUAUUGCACAAGCAACAGGCGACCUCACCGCAGCUCUGAACGCCUUCCAAUCUCCUCUUCUCUCAUUAUCCACUAACUUCAGCAAGACGGCGCGCAAUGAGCCACGCCGCGACAUCGCCAUUCUCGCUGCUUUAAACACCGUCCUCAUCCUCCGUGAUCCCACCCACCCUUCUCACUCCCACCUACCCACCAUAUUAUCUACCGUGGAAUCCUUUUGCACCGGCAGUCCCAACAAGUAUAUCCAAGCAGCAUACUACCUGGUCUGCGCAACCGUUCAGACCGAGUCCACGAUUCAAACCAAGCAAUACCUGCAACAAGCCCUCCAAUCCGCCACAGCAAUCAGCAACAGCCAAAUCACCUGCAUGACCCUAACCUUCAUGAGCUGGAAAUACUUCCGUGGCGUCGUCGGCGAACAAGCCGAGAAAAGUGCCCGAGCGGGCCGCGCCAUGGCUAAGAAAGCCAACGACCGGCUCUGGGUCAGCGUGACCGACGAAAUGCUAGCCGAAACGCUAGAACGUCAAGGAAAGAAUGAGGAGGCCAAAGGUGUACGGGAAGAAGGUCAUCGCGUGAUGAUGGGAUUGCCGUCUGCUUUGAAGAGACCUGUAUAG